UUUAGGCGCGCAUGGAACGGAACCUAAUAAGAAUUGUUUUGUUGUUGUUGAUUGCGCAGAAGGGAAAGGAAAAGGUAAUUUCUUGCCGAUUUGAGGGGAUUGAAGGGAUGGAAAGUAAAAAAAGAUGGGGAGAUAGAGAGUUGGGGGGAACAACGACGUUAAAACGAUCGAUUGACGAUUUAUGUGAAUGGUCUGGGGGCUGACAAAACUCUCCUUCCUAUCUUCCCCCCUUUCUCUUCUCUCGUGCGCGAAGGCUUUAAAAAAUAUAUAGUUGGCCAGCCGAGGGCCGAAAAUAAUUUUGAA
This is a messenger RNA of Meloidogyne enterolobii, 303 nucleotides long. Lineage: Eukaryota; Metazoa; Nematoda; Chromadorea; Rhabditida; Meloidogynidae. The record is from the annotation of a GenBank genome assembly.